This is a messenger RNA of Babesia bovis T2Bo, 542 nucleotides long. RefSeq names its product putative integral membrane protein. Bases 31 to 507 code for a protein of 158 amino acids. Lineage: Eukaryota; Apicomplexa; Aconoidasida; Piroplasmida; Babesiidae. The transcript has a single exon. The record is from RefSeq and is a predicted model, not a curated record.
CCCUACCACUCUAUCACUACCACCGUAACCAUGUUGGUCUACCCAGUCCUAGUGCUAGCCCUAGGUGCCCUAUGGCCACUGGACUGGACAACUACUGAACUGCACUCACUGAGUCCAGUGACUGGCCACUACCACGGUGCUGCAUGGGCCAUGGCAGAGAAGGUGAUUGGAGGUGAUGAUCCUGAGGAAGUAGUGGUAGUGGAAGCUGACAGUACUGAUGAGGUGGCGAAUAACAAGGAGACUCAGAAGAGUUGUGAAGGAUGGUUCACGAAGUGGUAUAUGGUGGCGCUAUGUCUGGUGGUAUUAAUAGUAUUGGGAAUAGUGGUAGCAGUGAUUAAGCCUACGAAUGGUGGUGAAGAGGGGAGGUGGGCCGGGGUAGCAGUAAUAGUUGUGAUCGUUAUAUUUGUUAUCAUAAUACACAACUGGAACAACAUAAGGAAGGUUAUCUCUCGUAUUGGCUGCAGUGGAAGUUCUCUGAAGAAGUUGAAUGCUAAAAACGUAGAUUAAUGAAUAUAAUCUGAAGAUGUACCCUAUAGACAACA